AUGCUGCUACUAGACACGACUUCCGCCGCUGCCCCUACGGCUAUUCCCGUGAAGAAUGCGUUAUUCCAGGAAGUGCAGCACGCUAAGUUCGAGCACCCGGAGCUGCUGAGCACCUUCCCACCUACGACGUACGACCCGAUCCCGGUUGUCCCGUACGAGGACCGCGCACUCAAGGCCGACCCGACGUUCAAGAACCUGCUGGCCGACGCAACGGUGACGCACCUGGAGCCGAAGAUCGGCACGGAGGUCUCGGGCCUGCAGCUACACGAGCUGACGGACGCUCAGAAGGACGAGCUGGCGCUGCUCAUCGCCCAUCGCGGCGUGGUAUUCUUUCGCGACCAGAAAAUCACGGCCGAGCAGCAAUUGGAGCUUGGGCGGUACUACGGCGCUCACGCGUACGACCGCCUCACCCCCGCGUUCAAGAAGUUUCUCGAGGGCCUCGUCGCGGUUCACAGCGGAAAGAGCCAAGCUGAACAUGCCAUCGAAGCUGGGCGCAUCGUUCGCCGCCCAGUGGUUGAGUUCGAGCACCCUGUUGUCCGUACGCGCCCCGUAACAAAGCGCAAAGCACUCUUCGUAAACGCCGCGUUCACGAAGCGCAUCAAUAACCUGUCUGCAGCUGAAUCGGAUGCGGUGCUGCGAUUUCUCUACAAGCACAUCACCGAAGGACACGAGUUUCAAGUCCGCUACCACUGGACCAAGGACGCAGUGGCGAUCUGGAACAACCGCUCGACCUUCCACUACGCCACGUUUGACUUCUUGCCGGGAAACCGCCACGCGGUUCGUGUGACGCCGCACGGCGAGAUCCGGUACUAUGACCCGCAUGCCAUCGAUCCGUAG
Messenger RNA from Phytophthora sojae, 837 nucleotides. RefSeq lists its product as hypothetical. NCBI's taxonomy places the organism in Eukaryota, Oomycota, Peronosporomycetes, Peronosporales, Peronosporaceae. The record is from RefSeq and is a predicted model, not a curated record. Gene Ontology annotation, cellular component: cytoplasm. The coding region runs from base 1 to 837 and encodes 278 amino acids. Gene Ontology annotation, molecular function: 2-oxoglutarate-dependent dioxygenase activity. The transcript has 5 exons.